Molecule: messenger RNA, 2581 nt
Organism: Dipodomys ordii (Ord's kangaroo rat)
Lineage: Eukaryota; Metazoa; Chordata; Mammalia; Rodentia; Heteromyidae
Product: protocadherin beta-5-like
Exons: 1
Coding region: 1-2373 (790 amino acids)
Biological process (GO): homophilic cell-cell adhesion
Cellular component (GO): plasma membrane
Molecular function (GO): calcium ion binding
Source: RefSeq, a predicted model, not a curated record
AUGGAGACUGCGCUAGCAAAAACGGCAGAGAAAAGGCAAGUUGCUUUUCUUGCUUUGCUAUUGCUUGUGUGGGGGUCUGGUUGUGAGACAAUUCGGUAUUCCAUUCCAGAAGAAACGGAAAGUGGCCACUUUGUGGCCAACUUGGCAAAAGAUCUGGGGCUGAGGGUGGGGGAGUUGGCCACUCGCAGCGCGCGAAUCCAUUACAAAGGAAACAAACAGCUCUUGCAGCUAGAUGUAAAGACAGGCAGUUUGCUCCUGAAUGAAAAGCUGGACAGGGAGGUGCUGUGCGGGGUGACAGAACCCUGUCUAAUGCAUUUCCAGGUCUUACUUGGAGACCCAGUGCAGAUUUUUCAAGCUGAUUUGCACCUCACAGAUAUAAACGACCAUUCUCCAGAGUUCCUAGAGAGAGAGAUGCUCCUAAAGAUUCCAGAGAGCGCCCAGCCAGGGACAGUGUUCCCUCUGAAAGCAGCGCAGGACCUCGACAUAGGGAGCAACACUGUCCAGAAUUACACAAUCAGCCCCAACCUUAAUUUUCAUGUGGUUACCCAUCACCGCGGAGAUGGCAGGAAAUAUCCAGAGCUGGUGCUGGAUAAGGCGCUGGACAGGGAGGAGCAGGCUGAGCUCAGCCUCAUUCUGACUGCGCUGGAUGGUGGGGCUCCACCCAGCUCUGGGACCUCCACAGUGCGCAUAGAAGUCGUGGACAUCAAUGAUAACGCCCCUGAAUUUUCACAGUCGCUGUAUGAGGUGCAGGUUCCUGAGAACAGCCCGAUGGAUUCUUUAGUUGUCACUGUCUCUGCUCGAGAUUUAGAUGCAGGAACGCAUGGUAGUGUGGUCUAUGCUCUAUUUCAAGUAGAUGGUGUUUCCCAGCCGUUUGUAAUAGAUGAAAACACAGGAGAAAUACACUUGAGAAGGUUGUUGGAUUUUGAAGCAACUCCGUAUUACAAUAUGGAGAUUACAGCCACCGAUGGCGGAGGGCUUUCAGGAAAAUGCACUGUGGCUAUACAGGUGUUGGAUGUGAAUGACAAUGCCCCAGAACUGACCAUCUCGUCGUUCAUGAACACCAUUCCGGAAAACUCACCAGAGACUGUAGUUUCUGUUUUUAGUGUAUUUGAUUCAGAUUCUGGGGAUAAUGGGAAAAUGAUGUGUUCCAUUCCAAAUGAUCUCCCGUUCUUCUUAAAGUCCACAUUCGAGAACUUUUACACCCUAGUGACUGAGAGGCCACUGGACAGAGAAAGCACAGCCGAAUACAACAUCACCAUUACCGUCUCCGACUUGGGGAUUCCCAGGUUGCAAACCCAGCACACCAUCACCCUGCAGGUGUCCGACGUGAACGACAACGCCCCCGAAUUCACGCAGUCGUCCUACACCCUGUGGGUCCGCGAGAACAACAGCCCCGCCCUGCACAUUGGCACCAUCAGCGCCACAGACAGAGACUCGGGCAGCAAUGCCCAGCUGACCUACUCGCUGCUGCCCGGCCCGCAGCCCGGCGCCGACGCGGCGGCGGCGCUGGUGUCCAUCAACGCGGACAGCGGGCAGCUGUUCGCCCUGAGGGCGCUGGACUAUGAGGCCCUGCAGGCGUUCGAGGUGCGCGUGCGCGCCGCCGACCGCGGCUCGCCCCCGCUCAGCAGCCAGGCGCUGGUGCGCGUGCAGGUGCUGGACGCCAACGACAACUCGCCCUUCGUGCUGUACCCGCUGCAGAACGCGUCUGCGCCCUGCACCGAGCUGCUGCCCAGGGCGGCCGAGCCGGGCUACCUGGUGAGCAAGGUGGUGGCGGUGGACCGCGACUCGGGCCAGAACGCCUGGCUGUCGUUCCAGCUGCUCAAGGCCACGGAGCCCGGGCUGUUCAGCGUGUGGCCGCACAAUGGCGAGGUGCGCACCGCCAGGCUGCUGAGCGAGCGCGACGCGCCCAAGCACAGGCUGCUGCUGCUGGUCAAGGACAAUGGCGAGCCGCCGCGCUCGGCCAGCGUCACGCUGCACGUGCUGCUGGUGGAUGGCUUCUCGCAGCCCUACCUGCCGCUGCCCGACGCGGCGGCGCCUGAGCGCGCGCAGCCCGACCGCCUCACUGCCUACUUGGUCAUCGCGCUGGCGGCCGUGUCUUCUCUCUUCCUCUUGUCUCUGCUGCUCUUCGUGGCCGCCAGGCUGUGCAGGAGGAGCAGGGCGCGCUCGCUGGCCGGCUGCGCGCUGCCCGAUGGCCCCUUGCCUGGACACCUGCUGGACGUGAGUGGCACGGGCACCCUGGCCCACAGCUACCAGUAUGAGGUGUGUCUGCAGGCAGGUGCUGGCACCAAUGAGUUCAAAUUCCUCAAACCGAUAUUACCCAAUAUUCUGCCUCAGGAUUCUGGUGAAGAGACAGGAAACCAUCCUCUCUUCUGAGAUAGCUUUGCAUUCUCUUAGAUAUCUCUUUAUGAUGUUAUUUUCUUCCUAUUCACCUUAACUAGUUCUACAAUUUAUUUGUAGACAAAGUUCAGUGUUAGUAGUAAAUCUCAACCUCGUUUUGUAUGUGUUGAAGUUGCAUGUGUUCACAUAUUGUCUUUUCAAACUCGUACACGUGUUUGGUUUUCCUGCGAUUUUUGUUGUCUCA